CAGUGUACCCCCCAACAUUGGUAUAAUACAAGCUUCCUUCUAAUCUACUCAGUGUUUAUGUGUUAGUAUUAGUUCAGUAAAUAAGUAUAACUUAAGUGUUAGUGAUAUUGUGAUCAUCACAGUACAAUCAAUCUUGUCGCCGGGUGUAAUAAAACUGUAUCCCGUCAACACGCUCGACGGCCAAAAAACGUACACCAUCGGUUUCAAAAAUAGUUUGGAUGUAUAAUGUGUGUAUACUUAGAGAGACGCAGGCAGCCGGCAAAUAAAUGUACCCACUCAAUGUAUAUCCACACCGUAUAUACUUUUGCUUCAGCAGAACUGUAUAUAUUUAUAGAGAGGAAUGGGUAUGGCAAUGCCAAAGUUUGCGCAGAAUUCUCGAAGAUUUUUGUAGCGUAAAGAUAGGGCAAUAGGGGUUGUCCUUGAUUACAACUGUAAACAAAUAUUUAAAAAACAAGACUAAUUUCGUGAUUCUAUUACCAUUCUGGACACAAGACACACACUCCAAUGGUCAUUGGAAAUGACCUAUGUCUGACAAUAUGACAUCUACAAAGAUAAGCUUCCAGCGUUCAGUUCUAAACAAUGGCGUUAAGUGCGCAAUCCGAGAUUGAGUUUAUGUCACGUUUCUAACUCUCAGCCGGAGGAUUAGAAAUACUACGCGCUAUAUUCUGUCGUCAUUUUACGGGAUAAAAAUAGUACACUCGGUUACUAUACAGAGCUCAAACGCGUAGCGGGAAAAACAAUAAGCCAACAUUCAAAUCUUUUUUUUUUUGUUUUCAAGUUUUCAAGUUUUAAAAUCAAUUGACAAGAGCGGCAAAUUUUCUUUCACUUUAUGUUUCGAAUUCCAGGACAAAAUCCGUUGAUUUAGGUGCGAUCUCUUCCGUACCUUACGGCAGCGCGUAUUUACGCACUGCUCCGUGCGCGCGUUAUAUUUAUACUACUAGCUAUUAGAUCGGGUGGCAAAGGAUCACAGAGAGUUUGGCGAGUUGUUGGCCGCGUUUCAAGUAAUCUUGUUUUCUGGCCAAGGAACAUACCUCUCUCUCGCGCUGUUCCAACAACCGGCAACAGUCCUCACUUUACUCGCCGGAGUCUUGCGGAGACCGUAGUCGUCGUCCAUCUCUCAGCAGGUGCGGUGUUUUAAAAAAGUCGACUUCACAUCGCCGCAUCAGAGUUCAUGAUGGAAGGGAUGGAAGCGGAUGGCAACAACAACAAAUCGAUCCUGGCCGGCUGCGAGUACGAACUCAGCGAGCCGUUCGGCAUUCAUCAAGUGUGGCAGCGUCUGCUGCUAACGACGGCCGAGUUGCCAGUUGACAACACCGUCCGAGACUCUCCUGCGCUCAUUGUUCCCGGUCGGAAACAGGCCCACGUUACUUUCGGCCAGCUGGAACAACGAGCCGCGGCGCUAGCCCAAAAACUGUGGGCCAGCAGAGGAGUCGACUCGACUCUGAGCGGUUGUCAAGACGAUUGGAUUAUUGCCGUCUGUUUGCCACCCAGCACCGAGCUGAUUGUUUCACUUUUGGCCAUCUUCAAGCUCGGGGCCGCCUACCUUCCUCUGGAUCCUGCUUUCCCAUCCAACAGAGUGGCCCACAUCCUUGACGACGCCAAGCCGGCCUUGCUCAUCACUUCCACCGCCGUCCUGAACGAGGUCCAUUUUGGCCACCUCUUUCAAGAUUUGGCCGUGUAUCGUUACGAUCGCGAUGAUCAGAACGAACAGCCUGCUGGCCAGCAGCAGCUCGCGCCCGUCCAACCGGCCAGACAUCAGGAUUUGGCGGUGGUUUUGUACACAUCCGGCAGCACGGGAACACCCAAAGGGGUGCGCUUGACCCACCGCAAUAUUUACCACCGUCUCAACUGGCAGUGGCGCACCUUUCCUUUCAUCGCCGGCGAAGUGUGCUGUUUCAAAACGGCUCUGACGUUUGUGGAUUCCAUCGCCGAAAUCUGGGCUCCGCUGUUGAGAGCCGUUCCGAUCGUCAUUAUUCCAAAGAUCAUCACCCAAAAUCCCGAGGUCUUUAUCGCCACUCUCGAGUCGCACUGUGUCACUCGGCUUGUGUUGGUUCCGUCGCUCAUGUCGGCCAUUCUGGCUCAUUUCAGCGGCAACAACAAGACGUCAGCCAGCAACCGCUCUCUGCAGCAACUGCGACUCUGGGUCUGCUCCGGCGAAGUGCUGUCACCUCAACUCUUGCGUCAAUUCUUUCACUACCUCGACGGCCGGGUCUGCAAUUUCUACGGUAGCACUGAAGUGACGGGCGAUGUGACUUGCGUCACCUUUGGCAACAGCGAAGAUGUGGAGAAUUUACUGGUCGACAAUCGAGUUCCACUGGGGUCAGCUUUAGAUAACUGCGCUAUUUACAUCCUGAGCCCUCUGGGCGAGGUGGUGGAUCUUGGACAGAUUGGCGAGGUGUUUGUUUCCGGAGCGCACGUAGCCGAAGGUUAUAUCAACGGAACGAAGACGGGCAACACAGCGUCAUUCGUCGCUAACGCUGCCGACGAGAGAAAAGGACACGAAACAAUGUACCGGACGGGUGACUACGGCCGGAUCGUCAACGGCCAACUCUAUUACGAGGGUCGGGCUGAUUCGCAGAUCAAAGUUCGUGGACAUCGCAUUGACUUGACGGAGAUUAACGCGGCCGUUCUUCAAUUAGAUCAAGUGAUUAAAGGUGUUGUCCUUUGCUACAAACCAGGACAGCCGGAACAGGAAAUCAUCGCCUUUGUUGUGACAAACUCCAACCCUUCGUCCAUCCACCAGUGCUUGAAGAAGAAACUGGUCUCUUACGCAAUGCCGAGGGUUGUCGUCGUUGGUGAGAUUCCGCUGUUGGUCAACGGCAAGAUCGACCGACAACUGUUGCUGAGAGACUACGCCAAGAAUUUCAAAAGCAAGCCGAUCAUCUGCAGGUGGAAUGAAAACGAGCUGAACCGCUUGGAUGAGAGAGAGCGCAACGUGGCCAGCGCCCUUCUCAAAACCGUUUUGUCCGUGCUGGGCGGAUCGCUGCACAAGCCACUGUCGUUGACGGACAACUAUUUCUACGUUGGUGGGAACUCGCUCAACGCCGUCUCAGUCGUCACUAAACUGAGAGAUCAAGGAUUCUAUCUAGAACUAGGCGAUUUUCUGGAGGCUGAUAACUUUCAUCAGGUAGUCAUCAAGAUGGAGGCUUCAUCCAAAUGUCGCGAAUCUUUCCCGUCGUGCGCAAAGCAAUUACAGAAUCCGUCCGUCUCCGAUUACAAGAUCGAAAUGUUGAAUCCAUCCGUCAAAGAAGAAGUCAAACGCAUAACUUGUGAGUGCUUUUCGCAAAAGGGGGACUUGGAAUUGCUAACCGGAGUCAAAUACGAAGAUUACGAACCUCUCCUUGACGACGUGUGGCAACAUUUUUUAGACGUUAACCUCAGUUUCACGGUUAAAAAUAUUCAAGGACGGACAGUUGCUUGCGGUAUGAACUGUGAUGCAUUCGACGUGCCGAAGUUAAACCCCAGAGCCAAAGCGCUGGGUUACGUUUUCGAAGUGCUUGAGCACGCCAAAGGUCCAGCUAGGUGGUAACAGACAGCGCCCUGCUCACUCCGGCCGAAAAUGUGGCGCUGGUUCAAUGCGUCGAACGAGAAACCCUGACACUUGCCAAGUCCAACGGUUUCCACUGUAUUUUUACCUCCAAUUCGAGUCCUCUGAC
Messenger RNA from Daphnia pulicaria, 3656 nucleotides. RefSeq names its product tyrocidine synthase 3-like. NCBI's taxonomy places the organism in Eukaryota, Metazoa, Arthropoda, Branchiopoda, Diplostraca, Daphniidae. The record is from RefSeq and is a predicted model, not a curated record. The transcript has 10 exons. Bases 1172 to 3529 code for a protein of 785 amino acids.